GCCAUCGGACGUGUUUUUAUUUGCGCGAUCGCGUUUCUUCUGGUGAACUGUUUAUUUUCGGAAUUUUCUGACGUUUUGAAUGGGAUUUUUGAUAAAUUAAUUUCUGCCUUCUGCUUUGUGUGGUAGUUUCUGGAACGAAGCAGCAACAGGAAGGCAACAGGGAAAAAAAACGACCGAAAAAACUGGAUUGUUGUUGUAAAGCUAAUCUCAUUGCAUAGUGCUAAAGAGUUGGUGCGGUUUUGUUGAGUGCUUCGAGGAAAACGAGGCCAAAACAAGGGAUCAACGGAUCUUUGUGGUGCGGGAGUAAGCGCGCGCGUGAGGAAUCCAUCCAUUUCGGAACCAGGAACGGGGACUUCAGUUGGAAGAAGGGGUUCUGCAAAAAGGGGGGGGAAAGAAAUAUGGCGGCAUCUCUGAAUGCAGUUCAUCGAUCGUGAAAGAUGGAACUGUGCUGUUGGUAGAAAAGUGCAUUGCUUAAGUCUCACGGGAUGUGCGCAUAGCGGAAUGAUCGAUAUCCGCUGGGAGAUUCCGCUGCUGUUAAGUGAGGUAUCGGAAUACAUUGACCAGUGAAAAGAAGAACCACACGCAGUGCUUGUUCUAUUCGAGGGAUUACAAACAUACGCGUGUUCCUCCAGCCAACUGCAACUGCCACCGUGCUCUGUAAACAUAUUUGGAUGAACGACGAAGAAAAACACCACGGAGACAAGUCAAUACAUCACGCAUCGGUGCUCUCUAGCCAGCCGACACCUCCAACUCGCAACUGGAGAAAAAAAAAAUUCAGUGCCGCUGAUCGCCAAAAGGGGAAAAGAAGAUAAAUUAAAAAUUCCGUUGGUUGUCUUAAUUUUGCAUGCAAAAAAUUUAUGCCAUACGAUCGUUCGGUCUUCUCGAGGUAUCUCUCUCCCUUUUGGUCUCUCUGUGGUUAUUUUUGUUGUGAAUACCGUAGUUGUUGCCUCUCGGUUUUGUUUCGUCGAUUCAGAGCCUGGCCAAAGUUAAAAAAAAAUAAAGUCAAAGGAGAACCAGUUCUGCCCGCGUGUUGUGUUGUGCCUCCUUGCUUGCCUUUACGAUCAGCGAUCUUGUUCGGAGUACGGCAAACAGACCCCGGCACACAAAAGUGCUCUUUCUUACCACGUUCCCCAAAGCGAAGAACGGCGGGCGGCAGCCGCCUUACAAAUUCCUAUCCGUGUGUCUGUGGUCUUUAAAGCCCGUUACCUUACCAGUGUUGGUGCGAAAAUCUUUCUCGCUCUGUAAAAGAGGAAGAAAACAGUUUAAAAAGUCAUACACAUUCAGUACACAUACCCGGGGUCGAGGCAAAGAAUUACAUUGGUGCCCGCAAGAUCGCGCAAGUUCCGUGAAGAAUAGCAUCUGCAAUUGCGCAAAACAUCCCAUUCCUGCAACUCAAAAGAAAGGAAACCUAAACGGAAAGGUGAAGAAGAAAAGUUUAAGUCAGCAGCAACAACAACAAGUAAGUAAGCAAGCAAGCAAGCAAGCAAGUGCAGUGAGGAAACCAUCGAACAAGAAGAAAUAACAACAGAAGUUGGUACCCCCGGCCAGCCGGCCUGCACACCUGCCAUCUUCCCUAUGCCAUUAAAGGAGAAUCUCAAAGCUACGUAGACCGUCGUCAUCGUCAAUCUGCUGUUGGUUGGGCCAAAAGGUAUUCGUUGUGCACCUUCUUUGAGACGAACGACGACGCGCGGUGUUGUUUUUUGUUGUGUUGUGGAUAAUCUUUUAUUAAAUGCAGCAGCAGAAGAAAUUUCCGACCGGUAUGUUGGCUGCUGCAGUCUAAAAGAAAAGAAGUAAAGAAGUGAGUUGAACGACAGAAUAAGCGACAAACCGACGUCAUCCGCCUUUGCUAAGCUAGAACACGGUAGCCAGGCCAUAUCGCAAAACAUCGCGACAUCGGAGCAGAGGAUCAACGGAAACGGGCUGUGCUCGUUACACAAUACCCGGGCCAUUCCUCAAUCAACCAACACUUGAAUGUAGAAGAUCGGAAUCAAUAGACCAUGUGAAACAGGACAAACAUCCCCCCAGACAUGCAUAAUGAGUCUACAGCGCAAUCGACGACAAUGGAAAACCCGCUUCCCAACAAUGUGCCGGAGAAUACCAAUCGAUCACCUCUGCACGAGGCGGCGUCCAAAGGUGACGAAAAGGCGGUGGAAGCACUGCUGGCUUCUGGAGCCGAUCGGAAUGCGAAGGAGCUGCUGCACGGCAACACCCCACUGCACGAGGCCGCCUGGAAGGGCUACAGCCGCUGCACCAAAAUCCUAUGUUCCUUACCGAGGGUCGCCCUCAAGCCGCCUUCCGGUGGACUCGGGGCCACUAGCAAGCUGCCCCACCUGGAUCUCAUAAUGAAGGAUUCCAGCAGCAAGCUGAAAAACGUGGUGCAGGAAACCAAAGGGGCCCUGCACAGUGCUCUCCUGGGGGCCCGCAACUUUGGUGGCUUCUCGGCGCUCCAUCUGGCCGCUCAAAAUGGACAUAACCAAAGCUGCCGGGAGAUUCUGCUGGCCGGUGCCGAUCCCGAUGUUCAAAACAAUUAUGGCGAUACUCCGCUACAUACGGCCUGCCGUUACGGCCAUGCCGGUGCCAUUCGAAUUCUCCUCUCGGCCAAGUGUGACUUCGAACGGAUCAACCUGAACGGAGAUACGGCUCUGCAUAUCGCCUGUGCCAUGGGAAGACGCAAAUUGACCCGAAUUUUACUGGAGGCUGGCUGCAAGCAAGACACGAAAAAUGCUCAGAGUGAAACACCUCGGGACAUAGCCAUUCGGAAAAAUCUGUUGGAAAUAAUCAACAUCCUCAACACUCCGGUCCAAAUUACUGCGCGGACUGCCCGGGAGAGGAGUUCCAGUAGUUCAAAUCGGCACAAAGAUCGUGAUACUCAACCUAAAAGUGCCGACCGGUCCCGCAGUAAAGAAGACUAUCACAGGAAAUCGAGGGACAAAUCUCGUGGCCGAAGUAGCAGCGGUCCUCAGGAUCAACGCUAUGAUGUGGAUCCCCGCCAUUGGUCCCCUUAUGGUUGCCACUACUUUCCUGAUCCUCGGAAUUUUCCAUCGCCCAAAUUGGAAACUCUACCUCAGGAACCGCUGCAGAAAGGAGAGCAGUAUUACCUGGAUUUGGCCGGAAACAUUCGAAAAGGUCCGGUAGGGAUCGGAAAUACAUGCUAUUGCGCGCCAUUCUUCAAACAUCUUGAGCAACGGAUGAACCAGAACCGUAAGAGUAUUCGGAAAUAUGUGAAUCGAGCAACGGAAAAACUAGACAGUCGCAUGACUGCGUUGGCUAUGAAGACCGACGACCAAAUUGAGGAACUGACCAAGACAAUGAUUGCCAACAGAGUGCAAUGUGAGAACAAACGGCUGCAUUUGGAACAAUGGUUGAAGCGUGGAGUUCUGGAACGAUCUACUGGACCUCACAACCCAAAAACCAAGAAAGACGAGGCUAACACAAACACCCUUACGCGCUGUCGAAGCCUGGAACUGUUGGACGGAACAGAUGAUAUUCUAUCGGAUCGAAUGAAAUCCUCAACUCCCCAGUUUUCGCGAAGUAUAGAUUUUUUGGAUUCCCAAGACCACAUACCGCACCACAAUCACCAGCAAUAUUCCGAUCGCCUGGAUAGUUCAAACAACUCCAACAUGAAAAAUCACUCGGAAACGGACGAUAACAGCCGGAGAACGCCGCUGCGAAAGUUCGAAUCUCCUCAACACAACGGCAGCAAACGAUCUUCCUCCGUUAGCCAUUCGGGUCGGGAGAGCUACUGUUAUUCGGAUAAGGACAACGACAAAGAGAAACCCCAUGUGAUAUAUCCAGAUCAUAGAACUGGUCCAGACAAAGGUGAUAAAAGAUCUUCGGGAAACUCUUCCGGGUACGAUCACAAGAACGAGAAGAUCAAGGUUACGGAACGGUUGGAAGAGCUGCUUAGUAAGACAAAGAAGAUACUAGAACUCGAGAAAAUAGCCAAGAAGAAACCCAAUGAUAAUAGAUAUAUCCUAGCACUAGAUCGUCUCAAGGAUAUUCACCACUACGAAAGCAAUCCUCAAGUUUACCACCACCAGCUGUCUUCAAAGCGUGACUCGCCUGGUCACAGCUACGAUAUUGCUCACGAGAUGGAAAAAAUCACCCAAUCUUUGUUGCCGGACGCACCCGUUUCGCCGGAAAUAUCCAAAGACAUCACCACCCGGAAGGAACGUUCAUCUAAUUCGCAGAGCUCGUUCCAGAAUCAAGAGCUUGUACUAGCGCACAGUUCUACACCGCAUUCUACCAUGUCCCCGAAUUCGUCUCUACUAGGUGGUACUAGAACUGCUGCCAAAGAAGUAGCUUCAGAAAGCCCGAAUGGUAUGAGGUCACUUCUGGCUUCAACUCAUUUCAACGGUAAUUUGUCGGAGUUGAAUAGCGAACAUGACGAUUCGGACCAGGAACGACACGUCGAUAGCUUGAACGCUCCUAUGAUAAAUGGUUUUUACGCCAACAAUUGUUUCGAAGACAUUCCUAGCUCGUCGAAUACUACCAUACAAUCGGCUCGCAAUCAUCGUAGGAAAAAUGAAGAGUUUGAACAAUCGGAGGAUCAGAGACACGGUGAUAGUGCGGAAGAAGAAGAUUCGGAGGAUGAAGACGAAGAUGAGGAUGCCAACGAAGAAAAUGUAGAUGGUGAUUUGAAUACCGAUGAUAAAGAUUGGGAAUCUGACGAUCAAUGUGAUCUCUCUGAUAUGGCAAACCUAACACAACUGAAAGAGUUGAAGAGUAGGAUUCUCAAUGGCACCAGUUGGAGGAGUCAGGUUCUGCAGAAAAGUGUUCAAGAUGUAUUCCAAUCUGCUAUUGAAGCUACCGAACAAACACAAGAAAAUGAAAUCGUUCAAGACAACGAUGAAGAGUCACCACAUGAUAUGUCUGACCAUAAUCGAGUGAAGUACAUCAUCUCUAAACUUCAACAGAGCAACAUCCAGCAAAUUGACCCUCCGAAAGUUAAUCAGAUGCUUGCGAACGAUGACAACUAUUCCGAUUCUAGUGAGGAAGAAGAUGACAUGGAGUGCGUUGAUGGACCAACACCACUGGAUGAUCGACCCAUAACUGCCAAAAGCCUUAUAGAGAUGUACGAAAAAGGGUUGCCAAAGAUUGAAAAUAAGCCACCUAUGGCAGCAAUUCGUCAACAACCACUCGUACCAAAAGAUGCAUAUUUCCAUGAGCUACCCAAUAAACCAAAACCUCCUAUGAAAUCCCCGGAACUUACCGCUAGCCUAGCUCAGGCAACUCCACCGGAAAAUAUAAGCUUACCUGUUUUGGCCCGGAAUCGCAAUCCUCUACCGUCCUACCUCAACGACAACGAAAUCUUCAACCCGUCUCAAUCUCUAAACCCUCCAAAUCACCUAGCUAGUAUGCCCAACCAAAUUCACCAGUCAACACCGGCACUAUACUAUCCGUCACAAUCUCCGCAGUUCCUCAACGGUGCUAACGAUUAUAACAUGCCUCCUUACAGCACUCAAUACGUUCCUCGAAUGCCAACACAGGAAAAACUGCUAACAAGCCGGAAGUACAUCAAUCCCUCGGGUUCCCCAUUCGCCUUUUCCGGUGGAAGUACCGGAACGCCAUCUCCCGAAUUUCCUUAUCACAUGGGGGGAUCACUAGGUCAGCAUCCACCAAUACCGCACCUUCACAAUCAUCCCCCGUCUCACCUUCAUCCAACCACCUCAUCAACGCACCUUCACUUCCAAAAGUCGCAAGAUAACCUUUCCAAUGACGACUCCGGCUACAUCAGUGCCAAAGUUAGCGAAAUCCACGGUCCCGUUAACAAAACCGACAACUGUGGAAGCCCCCUGUUACCGUUACAGACCCCGUCCGGCAUUUUGCCGAUGCCGCGACACUUUAUGCCGGCUACCAGCAACACCAACUAUCACCUCCUAGCGGGACAUGGCGCUAUCUCGGCGAGAAAUACAAACAGUGUUGCCAUGAACGCAACAGGUCGAAUGGAAGGAGCCGCCGGUGUUGGAAAUGGUUCAACCGUUUCCAUCUAUGAUGACCAACAACAACACCUUCACUACAAUCUAGGUGCUUCAAGUUUAGUGUAAGCGGAUAAGGGCGUGCUGUGUAAAUAGUGUUUUAUAGAGUUUUAAUAAUUCUGUGUGUUUAUUUAAAUUAUUUUAAUAUGAAUUUUAGCUAUAGGAAGGUUUUAAUUCUACAAUGUAUGUUUUGUCUAAAGUUUUAAAGAAUUUGCAAAAUAAAAAUUUCAAG
Molecule: messenger RNA, 6210 nt
Organism: Uranotaenia lowii
Lineage: Eukaryota; Metazoa; Arthropoda; Insecta; Diptera; Culicidae
Gene: dgo
Product: protein phosphatase 1 regulatory subunit 12A
Exons: 8
Coding region: 2028-6047 (1339 amino acids)
Molecular function (GO): protein binding
Source: RefSeq, a predicted model, not a curated record